Molecule: messenger RNA, 234 nt
Organism: Colletotrichum truncatum
Lineage: Eukaryota; Fungi; Ascomycota; Sordariomycetes; Glomerellales; Glomerellaceae
Product: basic leucine zipper protein
Source: RefSeq, a predicted model, not a curated record
AUGCCUCGCGACGGAUCUGGUGCCUCUGACAACGUGGUUGAGGCCGGCCACAACAUCGUCCACGGCGCUGGUGAGGAGAAGUCCACCCACGUCGACCGCGCCGACAAGACCGCCCCCCUCCCCGAGAAGGAGAAGGGUCUCGGCCUUGAGGGCAUGAACGCCAGCGGCGGCCAGAGCCAGGGUCUGGCUCAGGGCCCCAACGUCGGCCAGGGCGGUGCCGGCAGCUCUGCUUAA